This is a messenger RNA of Patiria miniata (bat star), 4713 nucleotides long. It is a transcript of the gene abhd14a, whose product is annotated as protein ABHD14B-like. Gene Ontology annotation, cellular component: cytoplasm. The record is from RefSeq and is a predicted model, not a curated record. The transcript is spliced from 6 exons. Bases 164 to 1012 code for a protein of 282 amino acids. NCBI's taxonomy places the organism in Eukaryota, Metazoa, Echinodermata, Asteroidea, Valvatida, Asterinidae.
CAGGUAGGCCUACGUUUGCUUGAUGAAUAUUGGCACUGACACUGACAGUGGCUCAUGCCACUAAAAUCGUCGUAAAACUGAUAACUGAUUUCGGUGGGAGUGCACAUCUACACUUUGUACUCUCAGGCACCAGCAACCUGAUGAACAGUGCAUACACGUCUGAAUGGCACAAGCGACUAUCUCUCCUCGGGGGCUGAUCGUUCUUUCACUGAUUGUCCUGGGGCUGAUCAUUUUCUACAGGAUUUAUUCGGAACCAGACCUGCCUGCCGACGAUAUCAUCAAGGAGGAGCAAUUUAUUCACCUGCUUCAGAAAGAAUCAUUAGGACUCCUAGGCAUGUCUGACUGGGAAGAGAUCAAGAAAGAAGCCCUGGCCAGCAAGGUGUUAAAGGUCACAGAUGGCAAGAUUGAUGUGGGAGGAAAGGGUGCAGUCUACAGACGAGAGGUUGUUGACACCACACGGGAUAUGCCCAAGGGAGUGUUCCUGCUGCUUCAUGGCAUGAAAUUCAAGUCGCAGACCUGGCUGGACCUGGGAACACUUCACGUCAUGGCCAGCUAUGGGUACAGGGUGGUAGCUGUGGAUUUGCCGGGAUACGGAAACACAGAAAAAAUUGAGGGUGUGGACCACACCGCUUUUAUGACAGAGUUACUAAAGAGCAUCAACAUCAAGGAGCCCGCUGGGGUGAUCAUCGUCAGCCCCUCCAUGAGUGGGUCCUAUGCGCUGCCGUUUCUGAUGGCGCACCAGGAAAAGUUUGCCGGAUAUGUGCCUGUGGCCCCCGUCAACACCGAGAAGUACACAAAGGAACUGUACCAGAAAAUACAGGUACCGACGUGUAUCAUUUACGGAGACAAAGAUACAAUGUUAGGUGAGGUCUCGCUCAAGAAUCUCCGUAACCUCCCAACGGCCGAGAUCCACGAAAUCAAGGAAGCCGGCCACGCCUGCUAUCUGGACCAGCCGCUGGUCUUCCACAAGCACUUGCAUGCAUUUGCCAAGCAGGUCUUUGAGCAGAAAUGAAGGUGAUGGGGUUUUUUUUUAGAGGAAAGAGGUAACAUUGGUUUUAGUUGGGUCAGGAGUCUGAGAUGUCAGGAGGGGUAAUUUAGGAGCUCUUUUAUUUUCAGUGUGCAAAGUUUGUGAUCUGAAACUAAAAUAAAAGAAAAUAGAAUUAUGUAAGAUUUGAAACUUUGCAUGCCUGGUGGUGGUAUGAACUAGUGAAGGUUUGUGGUAACACAUGAAGAUAUGUGGUUCUGAAAAGAACCGAUGGAUUGUAAAACACGACACUCCGAUCCGUAUGCUCUGAUUGUCUUCAGGAGAUGGCCGGACUGGUGGAUAAGGCUGUUAUUUAAGGAGCUGGAUGAUCGUUGAUGUGUGUAGUGAUGGUGAAGAGUGAUCACUGGGGCGUUGAGAUGAGGAUGCUGGAGGCUAGUCACUGAGGCGUAGCGGUGAUCUCUGGCCAUCAGUCUUGCCGUCUCCUGAAGACUAUCAGAGCAUACUGAUUGGAACGUCGAGUUUUAAAACCCACAAGUUCUUUUCAGAACCACACAUCUUCCCAAAAGAAAAUUAUGAUUAUGGUACUUUUUUGUUGUUGUUUAAAUGUUUAUUUUUUAAAUAGCAAAAGUGCUUAUUUUCAUAACUUCAUCCCCUCUAAAGGCCUUUUCACACUAUGAAUGUCUGAUCUGUGUCGAAAUGUACACGGUUCCAACCCGUGUCGACUUCUAAAAAUUUCAACACGGUUCAAUUUCGCUUCGUUUUCACACUACUCAUUGCAAACGCGGCGUUUUUGCCACACGUGUAAUGUUUCGACCCGUGUAUUGCGCGAUUGUUUCACACUACACACGGCCGUCCGCCCUACACGUGUUUUAUAUCUCCAUGGAUGGUCAGCCCAACCACGGACCUGCACUUCAUGUCAGUCUUUUUUUUCUGAUUUCGGGCCCAUUUUACGUCAGAGGAUAAAUAUUCUGUGACUUGAAUUUCUAGCACCAUAAAAAGUAUAUGCGAAGAACGCACGAAAAACCAAGCGUGAUCGGCUGCUUCUACUUUCUAGUGCUUACGAAAAAGCAAGCUCGGUAGGCAGGUGUAGCGUGAAUAUCAGGUAUUCUGCAGACUCAUUAAGGUAUUGCGCAUGUUCAUGCAUAGAUAAUCAGGAGAGGGACCGGUCACGUGAAAAGGUUUAACCAAUCAAAGUGAAAAGGAUUCAGAUUUUCACAAGAGUCCGAUUUUCAUAUCACACCCUUGGUGGCGUGUCAGGGCAGCAGGUUAAAGGUUAUCUGUAUGUUCGUUGCAUGUUAAAAAGUAACAACUACAGCGUGAUGCUGCAUGCAUGCACUCUCGAACUCCGGCCGGUCCGCGUCCGAUGCAUGAGUCGAUAUGCGAUUGUACACGGGUCGAACGUAACCCAGAAGUGUUCACACUACAGCGUGUCCCAAAAAAAUGUCCCUCUGAUAGACUGCUUAAUUAAUUCCAAAAUCAAGUAUUAUUCUCAAUUUAGUGUUCAGAUUUAGAAAGCCCAUUUAAUUUCGUAACUUUUGUGAAAAUUUCAUUGGUCUCGCUUCAUUGGUUUUGAAUAUACAGUCUAUUAUGUAACAGCAGUGCUUUUCAGCCCAUUCCAAGUUUGCAGGUGGAAGGACGUGCAUGGGGGACAAUAAAGGUUUACAAGCUGGACAUUGAAGAACAAACCAUAAGUGGAACACACCCUGUAAAAGCAAACACGACCAGUGGAACUGAACUUUGAUUAGUUUUCAUUUAAAAAGUAAAUGAACUUGACUUUAGUUACUCAAUAACAAAAACAACAACACAGUUGUUGAAUUAAAAGUGAAGCAUGGAAUAAGGUAUGGUAUGUCUGUAGUGUGCAUUUCUUUUUAUCAAACUUGGAAUGGGCCAGAAUGCACUGCUGUUACAUAAAAGCCUGUGUAUUCAAAACCAAUGAAGCGACACCUUUGAAAUUUUCACAGGAACUACAAAAUUAAGUGGGCUUUCUAAAUAUGUAAACUUAAUUGAGUAUAAAACUUGAUUUUAGUAAUUAUUCUGUGGUCUAUGAGAGGGAAAUUUUUUUGUGACACGCUGUAUAGCUUUCAACACGUGUCGGACACGGAUCGAGAAUUCUCAACCCACCUCCCGAGUAGGGUUAAUUUGGACACGGGUCGAGCGCUCUACACGGGUCAGUGCCGUGUUCAAAUGUUGUAGUGUGAAAAGGUUAGUCCAUUUUACAUGUGCGGACCUGUGUACAACACGGAGAUUUUUCGUAGUGUGAAAAGGCCUUAUAACCAGAAGAAAGUUUACAGUGAGGUAAAAUCUCUGAAGAGGAAUCUAUAUUGCUUUUAUGAAAGAAUACAGAGUUAUGAACGUUUGUUAUACAUGUAGUUACCCUGUCUGAGCUGAACUUAAUCCAAGGCUGCCAACAAUCAUUUGGGCAUUGGAAUUCAUCUGAUCACGGACCAUUAACCACUUCGCGCCGAGGUGAUUUUUGCCGAAAAUUUCGAAUUUUCAAAAGGAAAAAUUUCCCAGCCAACUUUUGAUAUACAGCCGAACGCCACAACUACUGAUUUGCAAGAGUGAUUUCAAUAGUAUUUGUGCAUCGGAUAUUUCUUCCCGAAACCUGAUAUGUAUCUAUUCUCUGGGGUGUGCACUGGAGCAUAAAUUGUACAACAAUAGGCCCUGCACAAUGGCCCACACAACGGUCAGCACAUGGUCCGCCUCCACAGACAACACGGACUUUGUGUGUGUGUACAAAGGCACGAGGGAUUAGCGUGUUGAGAUAUCACCCGGAGGUCAGCCGUGCCUGGGUACAAAAACAGCCAAUGCUAUUAUCACGUCCUCCGGCGCGAACUGGUUAAAUGGUCAUUUUUUCAAGUGUUCAUUUACAGUUGCAAGCUGUAUAAUGUACAGCCAUUUGAAUAACCUACUUUUCGAAUAUUCUUCUCCUUAUGCAACUUAUUUCUUACUGGUAUGAUGCUAUCAAAUUUCUAUUUCUGUAUGAAAGUGUUCAGUCAUACUUUUUUUUUAAAUUGAAAUCUUGUUUAUAAUGGACCUGAGACCUAAUGAAGUAAUGCUUUGUUUACAUAUGCGCUUUUCUAUGGGAGUGAAGUCUGGACACCAGACAAAGUAGGGACCGUCUACCACAUAGGAAAGCGCACAUGUAAACAAAGUGUGACGUCAUUAGGUCUCAGGCCUAUUGAAUUGUUUCCUAAUCAUAAUUAAGAGAAUGCCUGUUGAACAAAAGUACACAUAGUACACCUCAGUUAUGUCGGCAAUGCAAACGAUCAAUUUUUUUUUUCAUUUUACUUCCCGAAGCAUGUAAGUAUGCGUAACAAUUUUUGCUUAAUAUAUGUUUAUAUUUUCCCUGCACAAAGUGCUAUGGGAAAUGUUUCCUGACAAUGUUGGCGAUUCUUUAAAAUAAUGCAUGUGUAACUCUUUAAAAAGAGCUAAGUUUUAGUCUAUAGGCAAGUAUUCUGCUGCAUUGCAAUGUUAUAUUUGUCAAAUUUUAAUUUAAAAUUGAAAGAUUGAUAUUUUAUUGCAUUUGGAAAUUGAAGUGGAAAGCUAUGUCACUCUCAGCUUUAUUUCAUUUAUUUCAAAAAUGUAGAUAAAAAGACGGUGUAAAUUUUGUUCCAUUUAAACCUUUUAUUUUCAUUCUUUAAAAAAUUGAUGUUUAGUUUUACUAUCAUUGAUUUCUUUUUGACAAUAAAGUCAGAUCUAAAUAUUCUAUUUUACAGAAAACUGUA